ACUAGCGGCUGGAUGGCGCGGGGCGGAGCGCGGGGGACGGCGGCCCUGGGCCUGGCGCUGCGGUUGCUGUUGGGCCUCGGCGUAGGCCUGGAGGCCGCCCCGACCCAGUUCCCGAGCCGGACCUCGACCCAGGCCCCAGGCUCGUGCCCUUCUGCCAGCUUCCAGUGCCACACCAAUGGCUUCUGCGUGCCCCUUACUUGGCGCUGCGACGGCGACUGGGACUGCAGUGACGGCAGCGACGAGGAGGAGUGCAGGAUUGAGCCAUGUGCCCAGAACGGGCACUGCCCACCACCCCCUGGCCGUCCCUGCUCCUGCGAUGGCAUCAGUGAUUGCACCGACGAGAAGCUCCGCAACUGCAGCCUCCGGGCCUGCCCAGCGGGCGAGCAGCUUUGCACGCAGGGCGAUACCUGCAUCCCCCACACGUGGCGCUGCGACGGCCACCCGGACUGUCCCGACUCCAGUGACGAGUUUGGCUGUGGACCCAACGAGACCUUCCAGGAAGGGAAUGCCACAACCAUGGGGACUCCUGUGACCCCAGAGAGUGUCACCUCUCUCAGGAAUACAACAGUCUACUCCACUGGGGACCAGUCUGGAAACCCAAGUGCCUAUGGGGUUAUCGUAGCUGCCAUGAUGCUAAGCGUCAGCCUGGUCACCGCCACCCUCCUGGUGUGCCGGCUCCAAGCCCAGGGGCGCCUGCCGCAGUCGGGGCUGUUGGCGGCUGUGAAGGAGUCCCUGCUGCUGUCAGAACGGAAGACCUUGCCGGUCUGAGGACAAGCACUUGUUACCAUGUCACCCCAGUCCUGGGUGCAGCCAAGUCAGGGGGACAGCAGAGAUGGGGACAUGC
Molecule: messenger RNA, 844 nt
Organism: Propithecus coquereli (Coquerel's sifaka)
Lineage: Eukaryota; Metazoa; Chordata; Mammalia; Primates; Indriidae
Gene: CD320
Product: CD320 molecule
Exons: 5
Coding region: 13-768 (251 amino acids)
Biological process (GO): ventral spinal cord development
Cellular component (GO): plasma membrane; caveola
Molecular function (GO): protein binding
Source: RefSeq, a predicted model, not a curated record